Messenger RNA from Lemur catta (Ring-tailed lemur), 1880 nucleotides. RefSeq names its product centromere-associated protein E-like. Lineage: Eukaryota; Metazoa; Chordata; Mammalia; Primates; Lemuridae. Bases 91 to 636 code for a protein of 181 amino acids. The record is from RefSeq and is a predicted model, not a curated record. The transcript is spliced from 6 exons.
UCCUCAUAUUACCUCAAGAGCUAUACAACUAACCACAGAGAAAAAAUUCAGGAGCUGGAAACUUCACUAUGUGAAGCUAACGAAAGUGCUAUGCAUAAGGAAGACAAGAUUAUAAAGAUGCAGAAGGAACUUGAGGUGACUAAUGACACAAUAGCAAAACUUCAAGCCAAAGUUAAUGAAUCAAAUAGAUGUCUUGGAAAAAUAAAAGAAACAAUCCAAGUACUUCAGGACAAAGUUGCUUUAGGAUCGAAGCCCUAUAAAGCAGAAAUUGAAGAUCUGAAAACGAAGCUGGUGAAAAUAGACUUAGAGAAAAUGAAAAAUGCCAAAGAAUUUGAAAAAGAAAUUACUUCCACAAAAGCCACAAUAGAACAUCAAACAGAAGUUAUAAGGCUACUGAGAGAAAAUCUUAGAAGAAUUCAACAGGCCCAAGAUACCUCAAUGGUAUCAGAACAUAUUGAUUCUCAGCCUUUAAAUAAACCCUUAACCUGUGGGGGUGGUAGCGGCAUUGUACAAAGCACAAAAGCUCUUAUUAUGAAAAGUGAAUAUGUAAGGCUACAAAAGGAAAUUUCUAAAUUAAAGCAGCAAAAUGAACAGCUAACAAAGCAAAUGAAUGAACUGCUAAGAUUUAACCAGUAAUCAUCGUCUUUCCAACGAGGUCGAAACUUGGAAGGAAAGAACCCUUAAAAGAGAGGCUCACGAAGUAGUUUGUGAGAAUUCUCCACAGUCUCCUAAGGUGACUGGGAACAGCUUCUGAAGAGACAGGUUACACCUUCUCAGUGUAAGGAAUGGAAUUUACAAGAUCCUGUGCCAAAGGAGUCACCAAAAUCUUGGUUUUUUGAUAGCUAAUCAAAGUCUCUACCAGCACCUCAUCCAAUUUUCUAUUUUGAUAACUCAAGUUUAGGCCUUUGUCCAGGUAGGUGAUAUUUCUCCAGGCACAGCACUGAAGUUCAAUCACUUUUACCCCAAGUAAAGUACUUAUUCUAUCGCUUAAACCUGCAGUUUUCUCCAAAGAUAGAAAGAGAGAGUCUAUUUUGCUGGGAAAGGAGGAAAUAGGGUAGAACUGCUUGUCUCAAAAUCCCAAAGUUCCUGAACAUAGGGCUAGGCAGAAAUACAGAGCUUUUAAAGGGAGGGUUCUCAGCUUUAGCAAUGAUUGUGGUUAAUUAUUUCAAUCAUCCCAACUCUGCCAAAAACAAAGCCUGUGAACUCUGCUGGCCACUCACCUGGGGGCUGGGGACCACUUGGGAGUUUUAAGAAAAGAUUUAACUUGCCUUGGGGAUAUAGGCCAGACUAUAAGUUCCGAAACCCGUGGGGAGGGGAGUUUUAAAAGGACAGAAAAUCUUUCUGUCCUUUUUUUUUUUUUUUUUUCCUUUUUUUCCCCCUAGGCCAUUACUUCUAUGACAUCGAGAAACUCAUGAUGUGAAAUAGUUUGUGCCUAGAAGAAACUUUUCGGUUGGCUACGUUAAGUAUGAAGCAUGUUUUAUAUGUUUCAAGGACAUUAUAAAAAAUUCAGCAGACUUGUCCACGAUCAUUAGGGAAAUGAAUGAUUUUCCUUUUAUAAAUGUUUAAAUACCACAAGCUGCACGAGGACUGUCAUUGACACCUAUCCACCAACAGAGGUUAUUUUCAUUGUCCCAGAGGCCCCACAGGAAUGAGGUGCUCACCAUAUUCACUAAGGAAUGUAUAUUCUCAAUUAAAUAAAAUUUCCCAGUCCCCAGUUACUGUAGUCAAGUCACUUAAAUCUGAUUGCUGAGUUUGCUCCCUUUCAGCCAAUGACCAAGGAAGCCCGAUUUUCUAAGAUCAAAGUGAAGGGCAGAAGGGGGAGCAGGAGUGACUGACUCCAUGACAGGCUGAAUCUCCUGACACAGCCCUAAGUUUCAGUU